CAGUUAUGUGUGUAUUCCAAAACACACUCCAUUGCAAAGCCUGCCUUUGGUUUCUAAACCCACACUCUCUUAAAAUGUCGAAUAAUCAAAGCAACCCAUCAUCACAUACCACCGGGAAAGUCCACGACAACUUGGCCAUCAUCCUCAAUCCCAACGGCACCAUCACGCGCAUCGGUCCCAACCCAAUCGCCCUGGCCACACCCGAUCCAAACACUUCCUCCCCUGUCCUCACGAAAGACCUCCCUCUAAACCCACACCACAACACCUGGGUACGCAUAUUCAUGCCCCGCCAAGCACUCGAUACUUUCUCUUCUACCACAAAAUACACUAAGCUACCUCUCAUCGUUUACUUCCAUGGUGGUGGCUUCAUUUUAUACAGUGCAGCCUCAACAUUUUUCCACAACUUCUGCGUGGAAAUGACGACCCAAGCCGGUGUUGCAAUCGUAUCGGUCGAGCAUCGCCUUGCUCCGGAGCAUCGUCUGCCGGCAGCCUACGACGAUGCCAUGGAUGCGUUGCUUUGGAUUAGAACUUCCCAAGAUGUGUGGCUUCGUGACUUCACUGAUAUUACAAGAUGUUUUAUCAUGGGUACUAGUUCGGGUGGAAACAUAGCCUACCACGCGGGACUACAUGCAGCCGCGGAGGUUUCUGAUCUUGCGCCGCUGAAGAUCAGAGGGCUAGUAUUGCAUGAACCGGCUUUUGGUGGGACCGAGAGGAGUGGAUCAGAAUUGAGGUUGAUAAACGAUCCAAUAUUGCCAAUGUUUUUGGCUGAUCUGAUGUGGGAAUUGGCGUUGCCAAUUGGGGCUGACCGUGAUCACAAGUACUGUAAUCCAACGGUGGACAGUGAAUCAUCAUGGGAGAAAAUGAGGAAGCUGGGGUGGCGGGUUAUGGUGGCGGGUUAUAAGGGAGAUCCAAUGGUGGACCGACAGAUGGAGUUGGGCAAAGCGCUAAAAAAGAAAGGCGUGGAAGUGGUGGCCGAAUUUAGUGAAGGUGAGUAUCAUGGGGUUACGAUUAGGGAACACACAAAAGCUAAACCCUUGUUUGCACUUAUAAGAAAAUUCGUGCAUGGCUCUCCAAGUGCACUCUAGUAUUGCAAUUCCACGGCGCUUGGCCAUACUCUAUUCUUAAAUAUUUAUAUUUUAUUUUAGAAUAAACGAUGUUUUAGAAUAUUGGAAUGAACAGCACUGUUUGUUUA
Camellia sinensis is the source of this 1192-nucleotide messenger RNA. Its product is annotated as carboxylesterase 1. Lineage: Eukaryota; Viridiplantae; Streptophyta; Magnoliopsida; Ericales; Theaceae. The record is from RefSeq and is a predicted model, not a curated record. Gene Ontology annotation, molecular function: hydrolase activity.